AUGAUUGGUCAAUCGGUGAGCAAGGGAACGAGUGAGGGAGCGAAUGAGGGAGUGAGUAAGGGAGUGAGCGAAGGAGUGCCUGUGGGUGUGAGUUCACAGGAAGCUGGGGAGCUGAGAGGUCAAGACGGGUCACACGGGGUGGAGGAGGAAAGGAGGGAACUCGGGGAUGCAACGCAGACAGAAUGUGUGGGGGGGUUUGAGCGGAGAGGAGAGACUGAAAAGCCAGCAGGAGAAGGAGAAGGGAAGGAAGGAUCUUUAGUUGCCUAUCCAGUGCCGAUUGAGAGGACGACAGAUGCUGCAUGUGGGGGAGUGGAAGAAGGGGGUGAUGCAAGGAAUGGUGCUAGUAGUGGUGCUGGGAGUGCUACUACUAGUAGUGCUAGUAGUGAUGCUAGGGUGAGUGGUGAAAAGAGUAGGGAUCAGGGCGGCCAGAAGGCAGCAGCAGCAGCAGCAGCAGCAGCAGCAGCAGCAGCAGCAGCAGCAGCAGCAGCAGCAGCAGCAGCAGCAGCAGCAGCAGCAGCAGCAGCAGCAGCAGCAGCAGCAGCAGCAGCAGCAGCAGCAGCAGCAGCAGCAGCAGCAGCAGCAGCAGCAGCAGCAGCAGCAGCAGCAGCAGCAGCAGCAGCAGCAGCAGCAGCAGCAGCAGCAGCAGCAGCAGCAGCAGCAGCAGCAGCAGCAGCAGCAGCAGCAGCAGCAGCAGCAGCAGCAGCAGCAGCAGCAGCAGCAGCAGCAGCAGCAGCAGCAGCAGCAGCAGCAGCAGCAGCAGCAGCAGCAGCAGCAGCAGCAGCAGCAGCAGCAGCAGCAGCAGCAGCAGCAGCAGCAGCAGCAGCAGCAGCAGCAGCAGCAGCAGCAGCAGCAGCAGCAGCAGCAGCAGCAGCAGCAGCAGCAGCAGCAGCAGCAGCAGCAGCAGCAGCAGCAGCAGCAGCAGCAGCAGCAGCAGCAGCAGCAGCAGCAGCAGCAGCAGCAGCAGCAGCAGCAGCAGCAGCAGCAGCAGCAGCAGCAGGAGCAGCAGCAGCAGCAGCAGCAGCAGCAGCAGCAGCAGCAGCAGCAGCAGCAGCAGCAGCAGCAGCAGCAGCAGCAGCAGCAGCAGCAGCAGCAGCAGCAGCAGCAGCAGCAGCAGCAGCAGCAGCAGCAGCAGCAGCAGCAGCAGCAGCAGCAGCAGCAGCAGCAGCAGCAGCAGCAGCAGCAGCAGCAGCAGCAGCAGCAGCAGCAGCAGCAGGAGGAGGAGGAACAGCAGCAGCAGCAGCAGCAGCAGCAGCAGGAACAGCAGCAGCAGCAGCAGCAGCAGCAGCAGCAGCAGCAGCAGCAGCAGCAGCAGCAGCAGCAGCAGCAGCAGCAGCAGCAGCAGCAGCAGCAGCAGCAGCAGCAGCAGCAGCAGCAGCAGCAGCAGCAGCAGCAGCAGCAGCAGCAGCAGCAGCAGCAGCAGCAGCAGCAGCAGCAGCAGCAGCAGCAGCAGCAGCAGCAGCAGCAGCAGCAGCAGCAGCAGCAGCAGCAGCAGCAGCAGCAGGAACGGCAGCAGCCGUUGCAGCAUGGAAUGCCACGGAGCAGCAGCUAGCAGCAGCAAGCUCCACGCUCACCACGUGUCUGCGCCGCCUGCACCUGCUGCGCCGCAGGGAAGACCAGCUGCUCCUCGACCUGCGCCUGCGCUCCGCCUCCUCCCCCCGGGUGAGCUCUGCGUUCCAUGCUGCCCCUCUGUUUGUCCCUAUGCUCGCGCCUCUACUCACUUUGCUCCGCUGCAGGGAAGACCAGCUGCUGCUCGACCUGUGCCUGCGCUCCGCCUCCUCUCCCCUGCUGGGAGGGGCGCCUCAUGCCGCUGCAACUCACACUGCCCCACCGGCAUAUGCUGCACCGACAGCACCAGCUGCGGGAGGCGCAGGAGUAGUAGGAGUAGUAGGAGGAGGAGGAGGAGGAGGAGGAGGAGGAGGAGGAGGAGGAGGAGGAGGAGGAGGAGGAGGAGGAGGAGGAGGAGGAGGAGGAGGAGGAGGAGGAGGAGGAGGAGGAGGAGGAGGAGGAGGAGGGUCCCACUCCCACAAGAAGGCUGCUGUUGCCACUGCUGCUGGGGGGACUGGUGGAGGGGUGGGCGUGGGAGGAGGUGCAGGAGGAGGGGAAGUAGAAGGAGGGGGGACAGGAGGGGAUGGGACGAUGAAAGGAGGGGAGGGUGGUGGUGGUGUGGCGUCUAAUGUUGCGUGCUCCUUCCGCCCCGGGGCAGCAGCAGGGCAGCACAUUGCAGGCGGAAAGCACCUUGCAGGGGCAGCAGGGCAGCACAGGGCGUCAGGGGCAGGGGCAGGGGCAGGGGCAGGGGCAGGGGCAGGGGCAGGGAUGGUGCAACAAGGGCUGUUGCCGACUGGUGUUUCUGGGUCAGGGAGGGUGGGGGUUCGAUCCAGAGGGAGUGCUCUCAGCUCUCCUGUGCACCAGGAAACGUCGAGAGGGGGGUUGGGUGGGAGUGCUGGAAGGGGAGGAGGGGGUGAAGGAGAGGGGGAAAGGGGUGAUGGUGGUGGUUCUCGUGUGGGUAAGACAGGAGUUGAAGGGGAGGGGGGUGGUGGAGGAGGAGGUGGGGUUGAAGGAUUCGCAGGUGGGACAGUAGCAGCAGCAGCAGCAGCAGCAGCAGCAGCAGCAGCAGCAGCAGCAGCAGCAGCAGGGAUGGCAGGGAUGGCAGGGGUUGGGAGUGGCAGUGAUGGGCGUGCUGUUGUGCCCCAUGACGUCCAUUCAAACCAACUGGUUGCAUCUUCUGCUGCCAAUGCCAAUGCCAAUGCCGCCCCUGCCGUGGCUGCUACUGUUUCUGCUGCCGGUGGUGGCGACGCUGGUCGGCAUCAUCCCUCUCAACCCCUACGCACCGCACAACAUCGCCAUUCGCGCCAUCAGCAGCGGGAGCUACCGUAG
Molecule: messenger RNA, 2874 nt
Organism: Closterium sp. NIES-65
Lineage: Eukaryota; Viridiplantae; Streptophyta; Zygnematophyceae; Desmidiales; Closteriaceae
Source: the annotation of a GenBank genome assembly